AUGCCAAAGUGCCGGGACGGCGAGGCGCUCCGAGUGCCGCUGGAGAAGGCGUGCGCACGCGUUGAGGCGGCGGCCGGCAAAGAAGCGGGCGCGCGGAGGCGCCUUACCGGCGUCGCCACCGCCUACUCGUGUCUGCCUCACUACCGCAUCCCAGUCACGGGCACCGACGGCCGAGUCACGUUUCCGUAUCACUCGGAGACGCUGCUGUCGGAGGGUGACGAGCGCGCGACGAUGGCGCUUGUCGUGCUGCAUGGCGCCUACCGCGAUGCCGACAGCUACUUCUGUGCCAUGUAUGACAUCCAGCAUGAGCAAGGCUACCGCAGUGCGGGCGAGGUGCUCGUCCUCGCGCCGGAUUUCAACUAUCGGAAAGACUUUGGCGUCAAGCCCGGCAUCGCCCAUCGCACCACUCCGCCCGCGGAUUGCCUGCCCACCACCACAACCCAUGGUGACCCUGCAGGCGACGCCUUCUGGAACACUUCUCGGCCGAGCGGCGAUUGGCGCGCGGGCGCGCCCUCGUCGCCGGAGAGCGGGCAUGGCAGGACAGUCUCGUCAUUUGCGGCGGGCCAGCCCGCCUCUCGCUGGAACUGCCAAACAGACCAUUCACUGGUCUCGCCUCUUGGGCAGGUGAUGGACACCUUCGUCAAGCUGCUGAGCGACGAGCGGCUCUUUCCAAAGCUGGAGGCCAUUACUCUGCUCGGCCAUUCCGCGGGAGGCCAGUUCGUGCAGCGUUACGCGCUCAUGACCGUCCUCCCCACGGCGCCCCGUGCGGGGCUUUCCGUGCGCUACGUCAUCGCGAACCCAUCGUCGUUCGCCUACCUGGACGCUUCACGGCCAGUCUACUCAUGCGGCAAGUAUGCCGCCCAUUCUGGCGUGCCGCACCGGGGAUUCUCCGCCGACGAGCCUGGAGCCUUUGUUUGCGGCGACGAAGCGUACAACGCGUGGCCGUACGGAUUGGAUGGCUGGGUGGGGGGUGCCACGGUCAAUCAGUCAAUCGCCAUCUACCCCGAGCGCGACGUCUCGUACCUCAACGGCCAGAACGAUACCUGCAACGACGGUCUGCCAGAGUGUGACUCCGAGUGCUGGCAGAGGGAUAACGAGGAGUCGCCGUGCUUCCGCAACCGGAUGGACACGCGCUGCCCGGCGAUGCUCACCGGGCCGUGGAGAAGGGCGCGCGGCGCGGCCUACAUGGCCUUCCUGCGCAAGUUUUACGGCGCCCCGAGCCGGCCCAUUCACCGGCACUACGUGGUCCCCGGCGCCGGCCACGACGCGAUGGCCGUCUUCGAGUCGGCGGCGGCGCUCUCACGGGUCUUUGGCAGCGGUGGCAACGGGAGCGGCAGAGAGGAGAUAUUGGAAGCCCGGGCGCUGUCUGGGCCGCGCGUGCGGCGCCGCUACCCAAAGAUAGCGGCGGCGCUCGCCUCGGAGCCGGGCGAUGAUCUUGAGGAGGAGCUUGAGAGGGGGAUGGAAAGGUGA
Emiliania huxleyi CCMP1516 is the source of this 1470-nucleotide messenger RNA. RefSeq lists its product as hypothetical. The record is from RefSeq and is a predicted model, not a curated record. Lineage: Eukaryota; Haptophyta; Isochrysidales; Noelaerhabdaceae. The transcript has 5 exons. Bases 1 to 1470 code for a protein of 489 amino acids.